Oncorhynchus tshawytscha (Chinook salmon) is the source of this 2234-nucleotide messenger RNA. Its product is annotated as acidic repeat-containing protein-like. The record is from RefSeq and is a predicted model, not a curated record. The transcript has 9 exons. Gene Ontology annotation, cellular component: nucleus. The coding region runs from base 1 to 1416 and encodes 471 amino acids. Lineage: Eukaryota; Metazoa; Chordata; Actinopteri; Salmoniformes; Salmonidae.
AUGACAUGUUUACUGUUCCCUUGUGCCUCGCCUGGUGCCCUUGAAGUCCUGAGCCGUGUGAAACUCCCAAGCCGAAGCCCAAGGAAGCGGAGCGUGGCAGUGGAGACAGGUACAGUGGAGGCGGGUACAGUGGAGGCGGCCUCAGAAACUUCAUUGUCGACAGCUUUUUCCUCCGAUGAUGACUUUGUCGUUGAGAGGAAGAAAAACCUACCUCUAAAGACCCCGGUCAGAAGACCCUUGUCCCAGUGUAACACUCCAGUUUUCCUCAGCGACAGUGAAGAAGAUGAUGGUAUUGUGAUGAAGAGCACGUGGAGGACAUGCCACCCUGUGCACCAGCCGCCGCCACAGACGCACAAAGUCAACGUCCUACAAACUGACCCCCUUCCACAGCGGACCCACUCAGCCCCGUCGAAGCUGGAGGACUCAGCCAGCUCAGAGGAAGAGUUCCUCAGCUUACUGGACAGAAUUAAGAAGAACCACAAGACAGGCAACACCCCAACACCUAAACCCAACACAGGGCCCAAUCAGAAGCCCCCUCUGUCAGCUCCACGACAAAAAGCCUGGAAAGAGGUGUGCCCUCGGCCGUUGGUGAGAACGCCCUUGGAUCUGAAGACCCUGGUGCGGCCGCUCGUCUCCAAACCCGCUGUGUCCCAGCCGGAAUCCAGACUCAAGACCAGCGGCCUUUCUUCCUUCAGUGUAUCAGCAGGGUGUCAGACUCCUGGGUGUUUUCUCCAGUCUCUGUCUGGACCAGGCUCCAGCUACAGCCGCAACUUCAAACAGACCAAGGAGGAGCUCACCAGCAAACUGUAUCGCCUGUACAACACCAGCGUGUUCGACAGCAAGCUGCCCAGUAACAUGUCAGUGAGCUGGAAUAACAAGAUGAGGAAGACUGCUGGCUACUGCAUCACAGGGCAGGAGAGAGGAGGAGGGAACCGAUAUGCCCGUAUCCAACUCUCGGAGAAAGUCUGUGACUCUGCAGACCGUCUGCGUGACACGUUAGUCCAUGAGAUGUGCCACGCUGCCACCUGGUUGAUCAACAGUGUGAGGGAUGGACACGGCCCCUUCUGGAAGCUGUACGCCCGUAAGGCCACGCUGGCACACCCCGAGCUGCCCGUGGUCACCCGCUGCCACAGCUACGACAUUAACUACAAGUACCAGUACCAGUGCAGCCGCUGCAAAAACACACUCGGCCGUCACUCUAAGUCCCUGGACACCCAGAGGUUUGUGUGUGCCCUCUGUACGGGUCAGCUAGUCCUGCUCACCCCAGCCAAGCCCCGGGCGCCCACGCCCUUCGCCAACUUUGUCAAGGAGAACUAUGGCAGUGUUCGCCAAAACCUGGUGGGUCAGAGCCACGGUGAGGUAAUGAGGAAACUCAGUGUUGACUUCGCCACCAAGACUAAACUCAGCCAGAACUGAGAGGGAGAGAGCGUGUGAAAGAUGAGGUGGAAUCAUUCUAACCUGGAUUAGACCUACAUUACUCUCAUCUCCUGGACUAUAAAGCACUCUUGAUAAAGCACUCUUGUUCAGUAGUAUCUGUGAAACCCUGUCUGAACAUCUUCGUUCCUUGAAGAUUUCCACUGCUCUGAAGCAAUGGUGGGAUCCUUCUCUUUCAUCCAUCCUAAUGUCGUAGAUUAGUGGGAUCCUUCUCUUUCAUCCAUCCUAAUGUCUUAGAUUAGUGGGAUCCUUCUCUUUCAUCCAUCCUAAUGUCUUAGAUUAGUGGGGAUCCUUCUCUUUCAUGCAUCCUAAUGUCUUAAGAUUAGUGGGAUCCCUCUCUUUCAUCCAUCCUAAUGUGUUAAAGUAGUGGGAUCUUCAAGUUGAUAGGUCUGUCUUAAAUACCUCUGUGUAUGUAUCAGGUUUUCAGAGGCAGCUAUGGAUGAGUCUGUCAUUCCUCAGUAGCUGGCGUCUCACCGUUACAGUGAAAUGAGCCAAGAGACACACUGGACAGUGAUUUAAAGGCAUCGUGAAUCGGUCAUAUUGUUGAGCCUGCCUGUGACAUGGAUUCAUACCCUUCAAAUAUCAUUUUGUGACCAACUGCUUUGAAUUACUUGAAAUAUGAAUCAGGAAAUAGUUCUAUGACGUUUCAUACGGUGCAUAGAAGGCAGAUCUGGCAACUUCACAUACGGUGCAUAGAAGGCAGAUCUGGCAUCUUCACAUACGAUUUAUGUUACAUUUUGAACGUUUGUCUUGGUUUUUUUUUCAUGUUUUGUUUUUGAAUAAAGAUUUCAUGUUUUACA